ACGUCACAUUUGAAAGAAGAAGAAGCACCCUCACCGCACGAUAUUUUCUUCAGGUGCCGGACUGAAAUCGAUUUCAAAACAUUUUCUGAGCUGUUGUGGGCAGCUGAACAUCAGGAUAUCAAGUUUGCCAGAAUGACCUGCUUUAGCGGUAUCUAGCCCUCGAAUCGCCGAGAUGCACCGGAUAGCAGCCAACAGUAGUGGGUGGUAUCAAUUUGCACGUCGCCUAACCGCUUAUCAACCGCACAGUUGUCCUCAAGGCCACCUUCGAUUGUACGUAAACAAAGCGCCUGUUAAUCAAAUCAGCUCAACAGUUUCGAAAACCGGCAAGGAUAAUGAUUCGGCGGAGAAACCUGCCCAGGCUGUCCCGUUGGCCGUGCCUUUGCCCGUGCCUUUGCCAGCGUUAGAUCCCAAAGCCAUAGUUAAGGAAAUCAAAGAAUCCGUAAAGCUCACCAGUAAUACCUUGGGAACCGUGACUUUGUCGUCACCUGGAAAUAAUGUCAAAAAAAGUUCUCCAUCGGCUGUUCCAUCGAUAACUUCUUUGCCUGGUUUAAGCCGUCUCCUGUAUCACUAUCUGAUGCUGUCGAAAAUUCGACUUACAUCAUUGGUGGUGAUGACAACUAUGGCCGGUUACGCGAUGGCACCGGCCCCAUUUGAGUUGUCAACAUUCCUGCUGUGUUCGGUAGGCACCACUCUCGUAUCGGGAGCGGCAAACAGCAUCAACCAGGUAAUCGAAACGUCCUUCGACGCACAGAUGCCACGCACCCGGAACCGCGUUCUUGUUCAAGGCCAUCUGAGCCGACUCCAUGCUGUUGGGUUCGCCAUGGGGGCAAGUUCCCUUGGCGUCAGCAUGCUGUAUUUCGGGGUGAACGAAUUAACAGCCCUUCUGGGAGCAGCCAAUCUUAUACUCUAUACCAGUAUCUACACGCCGAUGAAGCGGUACAGCAUCCUAAAUACUUGGGUAGGCUCCUUGGUUGGAGCCAUUCCUCCGUUGAUGGGCUGGGCUGCCUGUACUGGAGACAUUGGGAUUGGAGCUUGGAUUUUGGCAGGUUUAUUGUAUUGUUGGCAGUUUCCCCAUUUCAACGCUCUGUCCUGGAAUAUACGACCGGAAUAUCUUAAAGCUGGAUACAAAAUGAUGGCAAAUUCACAUCCCAAAUUGUGUACCUUAGUCUCACUCCGCCACACCGGUUAUAUUACGGGUCUCUCGCUACUCGCGCCUGUGCUCGGCGUAACGAACAAUUGGUUUGCUCUUGAGUCGCUCCCACUGAACGCUUAUUUUGCAUAUCUAGCGUGGGAUUUUCAUCAGAAAGCCGACAGCAAAAGCUCCCGGAAACUGUUUCGAUUUUCACUGCUUCAUUUACCGAUUCUAAUGGCACUGUUUCUACUUAACAAAAGUCAUUGGGUUUUCUCUGAAGAUAAAGCAAAGGACGAGUUAUCUGGUGUGGCAAUGAGCGAUCAAAAAACACUUUUGAAACAAGAACCAAAGGGCGACGAUUAUUUGGUCCCGAACGUUUUACUCGAUGUAAACGGCGUUGGCAGCAUCAAAGCGAUCGAAGAUAAUCUGCUAAUCAAUGUGACCAGUGUGCUGCCGGCAGCAAGUACUAACAGCCCACGGAAGCUAUUCUGAACGAACUUGGUUAAUGUAAAUAAUAACUUAAAUACACUAUUGUUUUAGAAUGAUUGUUGAUCAUCAAUGAAGACGAUUCAAUAAAAAAGAGCCCUGCUGAGUA
Molecule: messenger RNA, 1727 nt
Organism: Uranotaenia lowii
Lineage: Eukaryota; Metazoa; Arthropoda; Insecta; Diptera; Culicidae
Gene: Cox10
Product: protoheme IX farnesyltransferase, mitochondrial
Exons: 4
Coding region: 173-1624 (483 amino acids)
Biological process (GO): heme biosynthetic process
Cellular component (GO): membrane; mitochondrion
Molecular function (GO): protoheme IX farnesyltransferase activity
Source: RefSeq, a predicted model, not a curated record